AUGCAAAUUGAACAAGAUCAAGCUUUAUUACGUCUAUUUUCUAAUCAAAAGUUACCUGUUAUUUAUCCGUCAGAACUUUAUCCAUCCAUUUUACCCGAAGAUGAAACUGUCAAAGACCAAAGCCAAUCAUUUUCCGAUGUGCAGUCAGCAACAUUAAAUCUUUCAAAGAUAAAAACUACCUCGUCUCCUGGAAAUAUGAAGAAUUCCAAAUUAGAACAGUUACUUGUUGUCUCAGGAGAAAUUGCCCCUAACACAGAAGUCUCCAUUGUUCCCAAACCCCCUUCUAAGCCAUCGACUGAGAAAAGUGUGGAAGUUGUCAGUAAAAAUCAAUCUGUUCCAUCAUCAUUAUCUACACCUCUUUCUCCUAAUAAUCCUACUUCUAUCAUUAGUAGUAAACCAUCAAAUAUAGCUUUUAAUUUGACAAGAAAUCAAAUUGCGAUAGGUUCAACUGUAUCAUCAUUAGUAAAUUCUGCAUCAGUUUCAAAUGUCAAAGAAGAUGAUCCAAGCACUACUACUGGUAAUCUAUUCGUAAAAUCUACUUUAUUUAAACCGCAAACACCAUCAUCAUUGCUGAUCGUGAGUUCAUCUAGUGGCGGUGCUUCUAUAGCUCAAUCGUCUGCACCAUUUGACCUAAACAGUUCUAAAGUCACUAAUCUAGUUUUCCAAAAUACUGAACCUACUAUCACUACGACUAACAAUUCUAUUAUAACAUCUGUCACAACAAUCAAUCAAACAAGUUUCAUCGAUUCUAAUCCAGUUAUUCAUACUAACAGUUCAUUGUUCAAUCCUUUAGUUAUUCCUAAACCUAUUGUCACCAAUCCAUCGAAUGAUUUCGAUAAUGCUUCACCAUUUAACUUGCCUCAAACUACUACUGUUUCUUUUAAAUCACCUGGACUAUCAUCACUUUUACCAAUUCCAGUAUGUGGUAGUUCAGGUAUAAUGUUUGGGUCUGCACAAAGUCAAGUUAUCAGUACUGCCACUACCAAUACUGCGAUGAGUUCUUCAUUAAGUUCUCUUUUCACUGGUAUACCAUUGAGCACUAAAAGUACAAUAAUUACAAAUUCAAAUACUACAACAAAGUCCAAUGUUACAUUCAACAGUAGACCAUUAUUCGGUGCACCAAAUUUAGUUACAGCCACUACUGUUGUUUCAUCAACCUCCAGCACUGGUACAAAUAUCUUUUUGUUUGGCAAUGCAAAUCAGUUGUCUUCUACGAUUAAUAUGGAAUAUGUAACCACCGUUUCACAUGAGAAUACUGUGAUUUGUCUCACUGGAAUUUAUAUUUCGAAAAGUGAGGCUUUCAAUAAAACACCGACUAAAUUCGUCUCUUCAGUUUUCGGUGGUCUUUUUGCAGAAGCGGCGACCGUCAAUUCUCAACAGAUUACAUGUAAUUCAGCUAAUUGGGGUACUGGCCUUUUCGGCUCACCUAUGGGAUCCGAUACACAACCUAAAAACAAUUUAUUCUCUGUGUCAAACUGA
Molecule: messenger RNA, 1479 nt
Organism: Schistosoma bovis
Lineage: Eukaryota; Metazoa; Platyhelminthes; Trematoda; Strigeidida; Schistosomatidae
Source: the annotation of a GenBank genome assembly